Messenger RNA from Schistocerca nitens (vagrant locust), 771 nucleotides. RefSeq lists its product as uncharacterized. Bases 1 to 771 code for a protein of 256 amino acids. Lineage: Eukaryota; Metazoa; Arthropoda; Insecta; Orthoptera; Acrididae. The transcript is spliced from 2 exons. The record is from RefSeq and is a predicted model, not a curated record.
AUGGCGAGGCGGCGUGUUUACCUGGGCGCGCGGUCUGGCCCGCGGGGGCGGCGGAGGCGGCUCGGGGCGCCUAACAGACGGCGCCUGCGCAGGAGCACAGCAGCAGCAGCAGCAGCAGGAGCAGGCAGCGUUAAAUUAGGGCGCGCCUGCUGGGACGCGCAGUCUUGUCCCGCGCCGCGUCCCCCGGGAUCUCCUGAUGGGCUAAUUUACCGGCACACGCCCGACCCUCCCAUCUACGCCGGCGCUGGGACCCAGCGCACCCACGGAAUCACGCCGAAGAAACAACGCGAGCGCAACAGGGAGAGGUUUCCCGGCUGCCCCGUGAUUAACGUCAGCGGGACGUCGGCGCGCCGCGGCGGCCACCCGCAACCCGUCAGCGCCGCGUAUGAAGCCGUCGGCGCGCUGACAGCCGGCGCCGGGCACCCGGCAAUAUUCUCAGAGUUUUUCCGGAAAGGCCGACCUGCGGGCGGAAUCCCAGCGCCGGACGCCGUAUCUGGCGGGCCGCUAACAGCGGUAAUUACGGGUCCCGCCGACGUGGCUUUUUGUGGACGCGCCGACCACCAGGCAGGGGAGGGGAGGGGAGGGGCGGGACGCGCGCAAUUUGGCUGUCGUCGUGGAGCGGCGGCUACCCGACCCGGCCACGCCCCCGGCUGCAGAUUCCACCACGCACCUACAACGGCCGGCGGCAGGUCUCCGCUCCAAGAUCCACAUCGGCCGCAUCCGAGUAAGCUCACUGCCGCAAUACUGACGGUGCCUCCAGGGGCGGAGUAG